Molecule: messenger RNA, 3242 nt
Organism: Rubroshorea leprosula
Lineage: Eukaryota; Viridiplantae; Streptophyta; Magnoliopsida; Malvales; Dipterocarpaceae
Source: the annotation of a GenBank genome assembly
ACCAGAUCUAUCUGGCCUCUGUACAAAUUUGGGUUCUCUUUAUCCUGAUUUCUUCUUUGAAUUCGAGCUCGUUUUCUCUCUUGACAUUAUUCUGCAAGUGUACGGAUCGCCUGCUUUCCAGGAUUUCCUUUUUAUACUGCUGCAUUCUGGAUUGAAGCCGCUGGAUGGAUUCCGACACAAUUCACAGUGCAUCACUCAUCGACCAAUGAAGCUGGGGUUUUAGUUUUGUAAUCUGUUUGAUUUCACGCAAUGCGAAUUUGGAAUUAGGGUUUUUAAGUGGAAAACCCAAUGCCGGUUUGGUGUUUUGAAAGUUCCUUGUUGCUGUCUUGAUAGAUCUUGGUUUGGACAAUGCAGAGCUCGUCGAGCUCCAUGGCGCAACCAGAGGCCAUAUUAGAGUGGCUGCAGAAGGAGAUGGGCUAUAGGCCUCUGGGUCCGUACAGUUCCUCGAGCAAGUCGCAGUUGCCGUCCAUUGAGGUUCUUCGGAAGAUUUGCAGAGGCAACAUGAUACCCAUUUGGAACUUCUUGAUAACAAGAGUGAAAUCGGAGAAAACUGUGGAGAAUAUCAGGAGAAAUAUAACUGUGCAUGGUGGUGGUGACACUGCCAAUUUGGUGAACUUGGGGAAGGAGGGGGGGAGAACCAAAGGUAGGAAGAAGGAGAAGGUGGUAGGGGUAGGAGAGGGUUCAAGUGCAACAGAGAUCAGGGAGGCGGCCCUGAGAGAGAGGGAAGCGGCAGCAAAGGAGGUGGAAAGGCUGAGGAAUAUAUUGAGGAGGCAGAGGAAAGAUUUGCGAGCUAGAAUGUUGGAGGUCGCAAGGGAGGAAGCUGAGCGCAAGAGAAUGCUCGACGAACGGGCCAAUUACAGGCACAAACAGGUGAUGUUGGAAGCUUAUGACCAACAAUGUGAUGAAGCAGCAAAAAUAUUUGCAGAGUAUCAUAAACGUAUUCAUCAGUAUGUCAUUCAAGCUAGGAAUGCUCAGAGGUCAUGUGGUGACUCUUCAGUUGAACUGGUAAACAGCUUCACUGCAACGACUGAAAAGGAAGCUGUAUAUUCAACUGUUAAGGGUGCUAAAUCUGUGGAUGAUGUCAUUCUUAUUGAAACAACACGGGAAAGAAAUAUCCGGAAAGCAUGUGAAUCUCUUGCAGAGAGAAUGAUUGAAAAAAUACGUAAUUCUUUUCCUGCUUAUGAAGGAAGUGGUAUCCAUUCAAGUCCUCAAUUAGAAGCUGCCAAGUUAGGCUUUGAAUUUGAUGGUGAGAUUCCUGAUGAAGUUAGGACUGUUAUCAUAAAUUGUCUCAAGAGUCCUCCUCAAUUGCUUCAAGCAAUUACUGCAUACACAGUACGGCUGAAAACUUUGAUAUCCCGAGAAAUAGAGAAAAUUGAUGUUAGAGCUGAUGCAGAAACCCUAAGGUACAAGUUUGAGAACAACAGAGUAAUGGAUAUCUCUUCUCCAGAUGUGAGCUCACCAAUAAACUUUGAACUUAAUGGUAAUGGGAAGAUGGGGAUGGAUGUACCUUCAAGAGGAACUCAAAAUCAACUUCUUGAGAGACAGAAAGCGCAUGUUCAACAAUUUUUAGCCACUGAAGAUGCGCUCAACAAAGCUGCAGAAGCUAGGGACUUGUCUCAAAAGCUUAUAAAACAUUUCCAUGGAAGCGGUGAUGUUGUUUCGUCACACUCACUUGUUGGAGGCACAACACAAAAUGUUGGUAGUCUUAGGCAAUUUGAGUUGGAGGUUUGGUCCAAGGAGAGAGAAGCUGCUGGAUUAAGGGUGAGCUUAAAUACAUUGAUGUCUGAAAUACAGCGCUUGAAUAAGUUGUGUGCAGAGAGGAAAGAAGCUGAAGAUUCUUUAAGAAAGAAGUGGAAGAAGAUUGAAGAGUUUGAUGCUCGCAGAUCUGAACUUGAAACAAUAUACACAGCUCUUCUAAAGGCUAACAUGGAUGCAGCUUCAUUCUGGAAUCAGCAGCCAUUAGCUGCAAGGGAGUAUGCUUCCAGCACUAUUAUUCCAGCAUGUAAUGUUGUUGCAGAUAUUUCAAAUAGUGCAAAAGAUCUUAUUGAUAAAGAAGUUUCUGCAUUCUAUCAAAGUCCUGAUAACAGCCUCUAUAUGCUUCCAUCAACCCCACAGGCACUUCUGGAGUCCAUGGGUGCUAAUGGAUCUACUGGACCUGAAGCUGUUGCUGCAGCAGAGAAGAAUGCUGCUUUGUUGACUGCAAGAGCUGGUGCUAGAGAUCCAUCAGCAAUUCCUUCCAUAUGCCGUGUUUCUGCUGCUCUUCAGUACCCUGCUGGCUUGGAAGGUUCAGAUGCUGGUCUGGCAUCAGUAUUGGAAUCUCUGGAGUUCUGUUUGAAACUUCGUGGUUCUGAGGCUAAUGUGCUGGAGGAAUUAGCAAAGGCUAUCAACUUGGUUCAUGUCCGCCAGGAUCUUGUUGAAAGUGGUCAUGCGUUAUUGAAACAUGCUUACCGUGCCCAGCAAGAAUAUGCCAGGACUACCAAUUAUUGUUUGAGUUUGGCGGCUGAGCAAGAGAAAAUUGUCAUGGAAAAAUGGCUACCUGAACUUAAAACUGCAGUUUUAAAUGCUCAAAAGUGCUUGGAGGACUGCAAAUAUGUCAGGGGUUUGCUAGACGAAUGGUGGGAGCAACCUGCUGCUACUGUUGUAGACUGGGUUACAGUUGAUGGGCAAAAUGUUGCUGCUUGGCAUAAUCAUGUGAAGCAACUUCUUACAUUUUAUGAUAAGGAGGUCUUGUGAGGAAAGAAUUUGACCAUUCUGAUGCUGUGGAAUGUGUCCAAUUUACCUUGGAUUGCAUACAUACAUCUUACCAGUUACCUCUUGGUGUAGAAGAUUAUCUACCAUUUCAGCACUAUACAGAACAUUAGACACUGUUGGAGGUGCAAGUGAAUGCAUCUCUUGAGAAUUAUUUAAAAUGGUGGGGGUUGGAAAACAAGGUUUGCAUGCACCAGAGGCAUUUAUUGAGGAAAUCCGCGCAGCUUUCUCGGAACUUGAGGUACAGCUAGAUUGAUCUUUCAUCCUUUUCCCCAUAACUUUGUUCAAAAAUGGUUUUUGCUUUAAUAAUCUCCUUGUAUAAUAGGUGACCUUUUGGUCUAUUGUUAAAUAGUUUCUAUGUAUUGUAUUUCUGUUGUGUUGUUUGAGGGUUGAUGGAAUGCCAUUGAAGGGCUCUCUGAACUCAUCAUUUCUCUUUGUAGUACUAUUCUUCUACCAUUUGACAUGCUCUAAUUGAAUUAACAUCAGCUUGUUGC